Glycine soja is the source of this 6708-nucleotide messenger RNA. RefSeq names its product homeobox-DDT domain protein RLT1-like. The transcript has 18 exons. Lineage: Eukaryota; Viridiplantae; Streptophyta; Magnoliopsida; Fabales; Fabaceae. Gene Ontology annotation, biological process: regulation of transcription by RNA polymerase II. Gene Ontology annotation, molecular function: DNA binding. The record is from RefSeq and is a predicted model, not a curated record. The coding region runs from base 957 to 6305 and encodes 1782 amino acids.
UCUCUCUCUCUUCCUUUUGCUUCGUAAACCAAAAACCACACACACCACAAUUUACAUUUUAUUUAGGAACAAAACAAGAACAAACAAAGGAAAAAAAAAAAAAUCCCAGACAAGAACCUCCCAAAAAUGUUCAUCAAAAUUAAUACACCACGGAGAAAGAAAGAGACACACACAUGCAGACUCACAGCAAAAGCAAACAUUUCAUGUUUUUCAUUUUCAUCUUAAAUAACUAAAUAGUUUUAGUUUUAGCAAAAAUGAAAAUAAAUAGCCCUUAAAAUUUAAGAUAGAAAUCUAAACUAAGAGAAGAUAAAGAUUUAAGAUAACAAAUAAGAAAGGCAUAUUUUUCUUAUCUUUGGCGUGUUAUUGAUUUUAUAGCGUUCGUUAAAGUCCUGUUUGACAGGAACAACAAAACACACACUCUGACACCGUUCGUUCGUAAAAAAGAGAAUCCAAAAAAAUUAAAAAGAAAACGGAUUAUAAUUCGAAGAAGCAAAAAAAAUCAAAAAUUUAAAAGGGAAAUUAUUAGUAUGAAACGUGGUGGUGGAAUUCUAGUAGGAGUAGCAGUCAAGAGCAACAACAACUGUUGGUUUAUUAGUUUUGUUUUUCGAUUAUUAAUAUUCUUAUCUUACUAUUGUUUUUUUUUUUCUUUCUUGGUUCUUUUAUUCUUCUUGGUUGUUCUAUCUUUUCAAUCCUCACAAAAUACACACAGCUUUUAUAUUUUACCCUUUAUCUAUUGCUGUUAUUGUUUUCAUCCCUUGUGACUUUCCUUUCCUUUGCGAUUACGAAAUUGGGGUUUGAUCCAGAGAGAGAGAAAGGCAUAAAAUUUAAGGAAGAACAGAGAUUGAUUUUCCAUAGGAACCCUAAUUUUCUUUUUCUUGUUCUUUUGGGGUUCUGCGAUUUGUGGGGUUUUGUGAAGCGGUGAUUGGAAAGUCUCGAUCUUUGAUCGGUUUUCGUCGAUGGAGGGCGAGGGUUGUUCAGAGGGAGAGAAUAAUCGGAAAAGGGGUGGCUCUGAUGAUGAUAGCAAUGAGAAUAACAACAACAACAAUAACGGAAGCAGUGGCAAGAUUGUGAAUUCUAAUGAGGGGCAGAGCAAGCCCAAGCGCCAGAUGAAAACCCCUUUUCAGCUUGAAACCCUCGAGAAGGCUUAUGCUGUGGAUAAUUACCCUUCGGAGACGAUGAGGGUGGAGCUGUCUGAGAAAUUGGGGUUGUCAGAUCGACAGCUUCAGAUGUGGUUCUGCCACAGGAGGUUGAAGGACAAGAAGGACUUGCCGUCUAAGAAGCCACCACGGAAGGUGCUGGCAGAGCCAUUGCCGGAUUCGCCAAGGGACGACCCCAGGUUGAGCCUUGAGCUUGCUAAUGAAUAUGGAUCCGGGUCCGGUUCAGGUUCCAGCCCGUAUGCCCGAGUGGAGCCCCUGAAUGUGGUUCCUCGGUGUGUGCCUGGUUAUUAUGAGUCCCCACAGGCUAAGUUGGAGCUUAGAGCAAUUGCUUGUGUCGAGGCGCAGUUAGGGGAGCCAUUGAGGGAUGAUGGACCGAUUCUAGGGCUAGAGUUUGAUCCAUUGCCACCAGAUGCCUUUGGGGCACCUAUAGCAGCAGUUACAGAACAGCAGAAGCUACCUAGUUUUGCCUAUGACAGUAAAAUAUAUGAAAGACAUGAUGCUAGAACAAAUAAGGCUUUGGCAAGGACAUUCCGUGACAAUCAAUUUCUACCAAACAAGUCUGGCAUUAGGUCUGAUGCUUCUGGACAGUUCAGCCAAUCUCAUUUACACGAUCCAAUUGAAGGUUUUGUCAGAAAUCCUCCUUUUGCACAUGGAAAUGAACAUCUACCUAGAAUUCAUGCUACUAAAGGUCAUUCUUCUCGUGUUCGUCUCUUGUCUCAACAAGACAAGCAAUUGAUUCCCUAUCAAUCUCCUUCUCGGGAUGAUGAUGCUGCCCCUCAAAGGGAAUUGUACCCAAACAUAGCUAAUGCUGGAAAGAACUCUCACUCUACUGGUCACCAAAUUGUUGGGCCAGAAAAUCUCCAUGCUCUACCUAGUGUACAAGUUUUGCAUAACAAUGCUACAUGGAUUGAGAAGAAACGAAAGAGUGAUGAUGCCCACGAUGUUGAAGCCCACGAGAUGAAAAUCCGGAAAGAGCUUGAGAAACAAGACAACCUCAGACGAAAGAGUGAAGAGCGGACAAGAAAAGAAAUGGAGAGACAGGAUCGUGAAAGAAAGAAGGAAGAAGAAAGGUUGAUGCGUGAGAGACAGCGAGAGGAGGAAAGAGCAAGACGUGAGCAAAAACGUGAAAUGGAGCGAAGGGAAAAGUUUUUGCUGAAAGAAAAUUUAAAAGCAGAGAAAACCAGGCAAAGAGAAGAGCUUCGCAAAGAGAGAGAAGCAGAGAGAAGGAAAGCUGCUCUUGAGAAGGCAACUGCUCGUAGAAUGGCCAAGGAAUCUAUGGAACUUAUUGAGGAUGAACAGCUGGAAAUGAUGGAGUUGGCUGCCUCAAGCAAGGGGUUUUCCUCUAUUGUCCAUCUUGAUUUUGAUACUCUGCAACACAUUGAGUCAUUUAGGGAUUCAUUGUGUGUUUUCCCACCAAAGAGUGUAAAGCUAAGAAAACCAUUUGCAAUCAAACCCUGGAUCAACUCAGAAAACAAUGUUGGCAAUCUUCUCAUGGUUUGGAGAUUUUUGAUCAACUUUGCUGAUGUUCUAGAGUUAUGGUCUUUUACUCUAGAUGAGUUUGUUCAAGCAUUUCAUGACUAUGACUCAAGAUUGUUGGGUGAGAUACAUGUUUCUCUUCUUAAGGUGAUAAUAAAGGACAUUGAAGAUGUUGCAAGGACACCUUCUACAGGAUUAGGAGCGAAUCAAAAUGGUGCUGCUAACACUGGAGGUGGCCAUCCAGAGAUUGUGGCAGGCGCGUAUGCAUGGGGUUUUGACAUACGAAAUUGGCACAAGCACUUAAAUCUGUUGACAUGGCCAGAAAUUUUCCGACAGCUAGCAUUAUCUGCUGGAUAUGGACCACAGUUGAAGAAAAGAAGUAUUUCUUGGUCAUAUGCAAAUAAUAAAGAUGAGGGCAGAAGUUGUGAAGAUAUCAUUUCUACACUUCGUAAUGGUUCAGCGGCUGAAAAUGCAGUUGCAAAAAUGCAUGAGAGAGGUCUGUUAGCCCCUCGAAGAUCUAGACAUCGAUUAACUCCUGGUACAGUUAAGUUUGCAGCAUUUCAUGUUCUCUCGCUUGAGGGUGAGAAGGGAUUGAAUGUACUAGAACUUGCAGAAAAAAUUCAGAAAUCCGGUCUUCGAGACCUGACGACCAGCAAGACUCCUGAGGCAUCGAUUUCUGUUGCUUUAACCAGAGAUGCCAAGCUUUUUGAAAGAAUAGCUCCAUCAACAUAUUGUGUACGUGAGGCAUUUAGAAAGGAUCCUGCUGAUGCUGAGUCCAUUCUUUCAGAAGCAAGAAAGAAAAUUCAGAUAUUUGAAAAUGGGUUUCUAGCUGGUGAGGAUGCUGAUGAUGUUGAAAGAGGAGAGUCAGAAAGUGAUGAAAUUGAUGAGGAUCCUGAAGUUGAUGAUUUGGUAAAUCCAACAAGUGCUAACAAAACAUCUGAACAGUGUGAUGAUUUCUCAUCAAAUGGAAAAGAAAAUUUGGGUCAUAAUGUUGAACUGCAAGGUGAGUUUGAUAAGAAUCUUCCUUGUUUUCCUGAGAGUGGUUCCAAGAAUGCUGAUGCUCCAAUUGCUGUAACUGGACAAUCUGGUGCUUGUGAAGAUCUGGAUGUUGGAAAUCUUGGUGAAGAUAAUAUGGAAAUUGAUGAAAGAAAGCCUGGAGAGUCAUGGGUUCAAGGGCUUGCAGAAGAAGAAUAUUCUGAUCUCAGUGUAGAGGAGCGUCUAAAUGCUCUUGCUGUGUUGGUUGGUGUGGCAAAUGAAGGAAAUUCAAUCCGUGUUGUUCUUGAGGAUCGUUUGGAAGCAGCAAAUGCUCUGAAGAAACAAAUGUGGGCAGAAGCACAAGUAGAUAAAGUUCGUCUAAAAGAUGAUACUUUCAGUAAAUCUGACUUUCCGUCUAUCAAUGGGAAUAAAGUUGAAAUACAAUAUUCUUGUCCUGUCACGGAGGGCAAGCAAAGCCCAUUGCUUGGCAUUAAUAUUGGCAAUAAUAUUAAUAAUAGUGUGCCCUCUCCUAGCAUUGCGGAAAAUCAUAAAGCAGCUUCUGGUUCACAGAGCCUGUCUGUUGAAAAACACUCUUCAGUUCAAGAUCUUUGCACUGGUCCAGAUAACCCUCAGGCUCAGUCAUUUGUACAAUAUUCAAAAAGGUCACGUUCUCAGUGGAAAUCUUAUAUUUCCCACAUGGCAGAAGAGAUGUAUGUCUACAGAUCCUUACCCCUCGGGCAAGAUCGCAGACGUAACCGUUAUUGGCAAUUUGUUGCAUCUGCUUCUUCCAAUGAUCCUGGUUCUGGCAGAAUCUUUGUUGAAUAUCUUGAUGGCAAUUGGAGGCUUAUUGAUACUGAAGAGGCAUUUGAUGUGCUUCUUAAUUCACUUGAUUCACGUGGGAUCAGGGAAUCUCAUUUGCGUCUAAUGUUGCAAAAGGUUGAGAUUUCCUUUAAGGAGAAUGUUCGUCUGAAUACUCAAUGUUCCAAAAUUGGAAGCAUAGGUGAAACAUGUGUUAAAAAUGAAGCUGAUGAAACAGAUUCCAGUCCUGAUCGGCAUACUGGAUCUGACAGUCCUAGCAGUACCCUUUGUGGCUUGAAUUCUGACACUUCAGAAACUUCAUCAUCCUUCAAAAUUGAGCUUGGGAAAAGUGAGAGUGACAAGAAAUCUGCCUUGAGAAGGUAUCAAGAUUUUCAAAAAUGGAUGUGGAAAGAAUGCUAUAACUCACCAAUAUUGUGUGCAAUGAAAUAUGGGAAGAAGAGAUGCAAACCUCAGGUUGUCAUCUGUGAUAUCUGUCUCAACCCUUAUUUCUUUGAAGACUCCCAUUGCAGUGGUUGCCACCAGACAUUUUCCUCAAAUAGUGGAUUUAGUUUUUCUAAACAUGCAUUUCAAUGUGGAGAUAAAUUAUCGAAAAAUAUUUGUAUUUUGGAUUCUUCUCUUCCCUUACGGACAAGAUUGCUGAAAGCCAUGCUAGCUUUUAUUGAGGUAUCUGUUCCGCCUGAAGCAUUUCAAUCAAAUUGGACAGAAGAUAUUAGGAGGCAUUGGAGUGUGAAGUUGAGCAAAUCAUCUUCUGUUGAGGAACUGCUACAGAUAUUGACCUUACUUGAGAGAGCAUUGAAGCGAGACUUUUUAUCAUCAACCUUCUCUACAACAGGGGAACAGUUGGGUUUGAACAGUAUGUCAAAGAGUGCUGCACAGACCUCCACUGAUCCUGAAUCAGUUGCUGUACUUCCAUGGGUUCCACUGACCACUUCAGCUGCGUCUCUCAGACUUCUUGAGUUUGAUGCAUCCAUUGUCUACGUACCGCAUGAGAAACCUGAACCUUGUGAGGAGAAAGAAGAUAGGGUAUACAUGAAGCUUCCUUCAAGAUAUAAUCCUUCUAAAUCUAGUAAAGCGGCUGAAGCAGCAGACUUGGACCAUGACGAAUUCAUGAAAGUUAAAUCUGCUUCUGUGAAGAUUGUGCAAAGCAACAAUAAACGAGGACGAGGGAGUCGUGAUAAAGGACGGGGUAAAAAGCUAUCUAAAACCAAACAAAAUACUGGCCAUCGUGGUGCUAAGGUUGCUGGGAAUGCAAGUCAAAGGAUAAAACAACAGGAAGUGGGAUCACAAGGACAAGCUGGUGGACGUGGUCGCCGAACAGUUAGGAAAAGAAGAGUGGGGAAGAAGGCUGUUGAAGAUUUGUUGCUGGGCCAUAGGGGUGCCACUCAUAGCUCGAGCAUUGGUAGAGAAUCGUUGAGAAGCAUGGAUGAGGACUGGGAUGAUGAAAAGGCAAGUCCCGUGACACCCAUCCACAUGGGGGCUGCUAACAAUAGUAACAGCAUUGAAGAGGCUGAAUCUGAUGACAAUGUUCAAGCAAUGGAGUCUGAUGACAAUGUCCAAGCAAUGGAAUCUGAUGACAACGAACAAGCUGCAGAAUCUGAUGACAAUGGUCAAGCUGUGGAAUAUGAUCAAGGAAACUGGGAAAUAGGUUUUAAUGGUGCCCCUAGCAGAUGGAGUAGGGAUUUGGUUGGAAUGAGUGAUGAUGAUGUGGAAGCUUCUGAAGACGAUGAUGACAAUGACAAUGUCAUUGGCAUUGAAAACAAUGGAGAGGAGGAUUCAGAGGCAGAUGCUAUGAGUGAGGAGGGUUCAGAUGGUACAGCAAACAGAAUUGUAAAUGAAGAAAGCUCAGAGUCGGAUGUCUCUGAAGAUUCUUCUGAUUAGAACAUUGUUUUUAAAGGGAAAGGAUCCUCUACAUUUUCUUUUUUCUCUAUUUCUUCCAUUUCACAAGUUUUUGGAAAAAUAAAUAAAAAAACGCAGAUGAUACACACUUUAUGAAGAGUAUCAUUAUUUUCUCAAAAACUUAAUAAUUGAAGAAAUGGAUAGAAAAGGAAACAAACAGGAUCUUUUCUUGUUUUUUAAGGCUGCGUUACAUUUUUCCCCCUAUAUUGCAGCCAGCUUUACAAGGUACCUGAGCUCCAAAGUCACGGCAAGGCUUCAUAGUUCAUAAUAGUUUUAUGGUUGAAUAGACUAAUAGUGUAUAAUAGAUAUAUAAACCCGCCCAUUGCGUGGAUUCUUAAGAAAAUUUAUAAAAAAAGUUAAUAUUAUUAUACAAUCAAUAAUUCAA